This is a messenger RNA of Chinchilla lanigera (long-tailed chinchilla), 1180 nucleotides long. It is a transcript of the gene Irak1bp1, whose product is annotated as interleukin-1 receptor-associated kinase 1 binding protein 1. Bases 64 to 846 code for a protein of 260 amino acids. Gene Ontology annotation, biological process: immune response; canonical NF-kappaB signal transduction. Lineage: Eukaryota; Metazoa; Chordata; Mammalia; Rodentia; Chinchillidae. The record is from RefSeq and is a predicted model, not a curated record. The transcript has 4 exons.
GCGUCCGCGGUACCCUCCGGCCGCCGUAGCCCGAGUUACUAUGGAAACCCAGCUUCCGCGCAGAUGUCGCUGCCGCAGGCCGCUCCAUCGCGGGUAUUCGUGGAACUGGUUCCCUGGGCUGACCGCGGCCGGGAGAAGGACCUGGUCUCCAGCGGAGAGACUCUGCCGGCCACCUGCCGGGCCCUCUCCUCCGCACCGGCCCAAACUGCGCCCCGCGAGGUGCACGUCAGCGGCACCGCGGCGGUGUCGGCGCGCCCCGACCGGGCGCAAGUGGUAGUGCGCGUGGGCAGCACGAAGGAGGCGGCGGCCGAGGCCAAGCGGAGCGUGAGCCGCCGCCUGGACUACGUCGCGCAGAGCCUGCGGCAGCAGGGCGUGCAGGCAGAAAAUAUAAUUGUAACGAAGGAUUUUAGAAGAGUGGAAAAUGCUUAUCACAUGGAAGCAGAGGUCUGCAUUACAUUUACUGAAUUUGGAAAAAUGCAAAAUAUUUGCAACUUUCUUGUUGAAAAACUAGAUAGCUCUGUUGUCAUCACUCCACCCCAGUUCUAUCAUACUCCAGGUUCCACUGAAAACCUUCGACGGCAGGCCUGUCUUGUGGCUGUUGAGAAUGCAUGGCGCAAAGCUCAAGAAGUCUGUAACCUUGUUGGCCAAACCCUAGGAAAACCUUUACUAAUCAGAGAAGAAGAAACAAAAGACUGGGAAGGCCAAACAGAUGAUCACCAGGCAUCGAGACCCUCAGAUUCACUGACUAUGCAAGAAAAAAUCAAAAAGACAACAAUACACGCCACUUCAAGAGUAUUUGUAACAUUUGAGGUAAAGGGGAAAGAAAAAAGAAAAAAGUAUCUCUGAAAUUCCAACCAAAAUAUGUUGUGUUUGUGCCUUUUUACGUACAUUUAUACUCUACGUAAUGUUUCCUUCUGUCCUGAAGAUACAUAUAUUAUAGUAGAUAAACUGUCCCUGCAAAAUCUGUUGGCUCUGAAAUUUAGUCCCACAGAAUUCUUAUGUUCAUUUUGUUUCUAUUUUCCAAAUCUUACUCUUAGAAAUAGUCUUGGGAAAUAAAUGUAUUAUGUAUACACUUUUGUAUACUAGCAUUUCAUACAGUGUAUGUGUAAUAUUUUCCUAUAGGAAGAAAUAUCAACUGGUUAUUUUGUACUAAUAAAAAGAAUUUUUAUGUUCCAUCAAA